Messenger RNA from Eucalyptus grandis, 2741 nucleotides. RefSeq names its product G-type lectin S-receptor-like serine/threonine-protein kinase LECRK1. The coding region runs from base 170 to 2509 and encodes 779 amino acids. Gene Ontology annotation, molecular function: protein serine/threonine kinase activity; ATP binding. Gene Ontology annotation, biological process: recognition of pollen; protein phosphorylation. The transcript has a single exon. The record is from RefSeq and is a predicted model, not a curated record. NCBI's taxonomy places the organism in Eukaryota, Viridiplantae, Streptophyta, Magnoliopsida, Myrtales, Myrtaceae.
UUAAGACACAUGGCCACGAGGAUAGAAAAAGAGGAACUGCAUAUUUGCAUUUGGAUGCUGAGCUGCAUAAAGCACACCCACGAUAUGAGCCUUCACACCACAAGCCCGUGUAGACAGAACCUCCAUUUCACAGCACAGCCACUCUCUCUCUCCCUCCCCCCCUCCUGUUAUGGCUGCUCGAAUUUUCUGUCUCCUCCCAUUGGCAUUCCUGUUCAUACUAGCAAAUUCCCAAGGACAGAAAAACAUCAGCCUCACCGAUACUCUCACUCCCACCUCCAAAUCCUCAUGGCUCUCGCCUUCCGGUGUCUUUGCGUUUGGAUUCUACCAGAGAGGCAACGGUUAUUACGUGGGAAUCUACCUGCCAGGGACUCCAAAUAAAACCGUGGUUUGGACUUGCAACAGAGAUGACCCUCCGCUUCCGAGCAAUUCCACUCUGCGUUUCGAUGGAAGUGGCAAAAUCGUUUUGUCAUCAGCACAAGCACCGGAGACCUAUGUUGCCACUCCUAGUGGUACGACUGCUUCGGCCACAAUGCUCGAUUCAGGGAACUUCGUUCUAUACAACUCUAACCAGGAAGUAAUAUGGCAGAGCUUCGACACACCGACAGAUACCAUCUUAGGCGGUCAACGUCUACCGGCAAAACAAGAGCUGCAACGAGAGUUGCAUUCAAGUGCUUCGGUCACUGAUCCAUCUACGGGUCUCUUUCUUGCCAUCAUGCAGUUAGAUGGAGUGCUUGCCUUAUAUCCCAACGGCAAACCAUUUACUCCCGAAUACGGUUACUGGGAUUCCGGGACGCCUAAUAAUGGUCAGGAUGUGACGCUUCAUCUUGAGAAUGAUGGGUUUCUCUACCUGUUGAAACCCCCAGGCAUAUACCUUGCGAAUUUCACCAGCCAAGGACUUCCUAAAGAAGAUAUGAUCUAUCUUGCCAGGAUUGACCCAGAUGGGAUUUUCCGGCUAUACUCAUACAACAUAACCCGGAAUGACGAUUUGUUCGUCAAAUGGCAUGAACCAAUCGACAUAUGCAGCCCCAUAGGCCUAUGCGGGCUUAAUGGGUUUUGUGUGAAUAAUGGUCAGGAUUAUGCGUGCCAGUGUCUUCCUGGAUUCGUACCUGUUGAGGACGGCAACGGGGCUGCAGGGUGUAAUAGCACCAUCACCGCAGAAAGCUGCAAGAACGCCGCGGCCAGCUACGACAUGCAACUUGUUCGCACCAUAUGGAAGGAUGCCACGUAUUCCGCUCUUACAUCGUUGACCAGGGACGGAUGUCUAGAAGAGUGUCGGCAGGAUUGCAAUUGCGAGGCUGUUACAUACAACGCCAGUCAAUCCUGCAACAAGCAGAACCUUCCUCUAACAUUCGGUGGGAGAGACUCUGACGGGAACUCACAACUUUAUGUCAAGGUAGGUCAUGCUGGACCUCAAGACGGCGGAAGAAAUGGCUCUGAGCAAAAGCAUACUCGGAGAGACAUUCUGAUUGCAGUUGGAUCAUUGAUUGCUUUUGCAAUAGUGAUGUUGGCGGUGUCUGUAAUUAUUGUUCACAGGAAUCGUUUCUGGGUUUACGAAAGGUCUCCAAAGGAGGGAUUUCUCACAACAAUUGAAGAUGUUGCUCCUACAUCGUAUACUUUUGAAGACCUGAAGAAAGUGACCGGAAAUUUUUCGGAAGAGAUUGGCAGGGGAGCAUUCGGAACAGUCUACAAAGGCACGCUGAUGAAGAAUGAGCACAGCAGCAAAGCCGUAGCUGUUAAGAAGCUAAAAGAGAUCUCAUCCGAUGGGGAAAGGGAGUUCCUAGCUGAGGUGAAAACUAUUGGAAAGACUCAUCACCGGAAUUUGGUCCGACUGCUAGGUUAUUGUCACGAUGGAGAGAAUAGGCUCUUGGUGUAUGAGUACAUGAGCAAUGGGUCACUUGCCGAUGUACUCUUUAAAGCCGAACACCAAGCCAGUUGGGAUGUGAAAAUGCGAAUAGCUCAGAAUGUUGCCAGAGGGCUUCUUUAUCUACAUGAAGAGUGCGAGACGCAGAUCAUUCAUUGUGACAUAAAGCCUCAGAACAUAUUGAUAGAUGACAACAUGCAAGCAAAGAUCGCUGAUUUUGGGCUGUCGAAACUGCUGAAGCCAGAUCAGAGCAAUACCACAACAAUGAUAAGGGGUACAAGAGGGUAUGUUGCGCCGGAGUGGCACAAGCAACUGCCAGUGACGGUGAAAGCGGACACUUACAGCUUCGGUGUUGUGCUGUUAGAGAUCAUCUGUGGCCGAAGGUGUGUGGAUUCGAGCCUUCCUGAGGAGGAAGCUGUUCUCGAGGAUUGGGUUUACCACUGCUUCCAGGCCGGCGAGCUGGAUAAAAUAGUGCAUUAUCAAACUAUUGACCAAAAACAAUUGGAGAGGAUGGUUAAAGUUGCACUUUUGUGUAUCCAAGAAGAGCCAGCUCUCCGUCCUUCGAUGAGAAAGGUGCUGCUGAUGCUUGAAGGCACGGUCGACGUUCCAAUCCCUCCUUGUCUUACUUCCUUCCUCAGUGUUAUCUGAAUCAAUCUUCGCAAUUGUAAUUAUCGCCACCAAAACCUGCUCGAUUUAGAGUAAAAUUGAGCUGGUCUACUAUAGGUAUUUCCAGAGCAGAGAACAUGUUUUUAGGUUUAUCCGUGCAAAGUGUAUUGUCUGUCUGUCAUUUCAACAGAAAUAAGUUCCCUGUUCUGUCCUAUGCAAUUCUUCGUUCUUACAGGAAGUAAAACAACCUUGAGUUUAUCUCAACAAUUCUUAA